Molecule: messenger RNA, 462 nt
Organism: Prunus armeniaca (apricot)
Lineage: Eukaryota; Viridiplantae; Streptophyta; Magnoliopsida; Rosales; Rosaceae
Source: the annotation of a GenBank genome assembly
AUGUGCCAGGACUAUACUGACCUGAACAAAGCAUGUCCGAAGGAUAGCUUCCCGUUGCCCCAAAUCGACCAACUCGUUGACGCUACCGCCGGUCAUGAAUUACUCAGCUUCAUGGACGCAUACUCCGGGUAUAAUCAGAUAUUCAUGAACCCUACCGAUAGCGAGCAUACGACAUUCAUCAUUGACCAGGGUUUGUAUUGCUACAACGUCAUGCCGUUCGGCUUGAAGAAUGCGAGGGCAACAUAUCAAAGGCUCUUUAAUCGAAUUUUUGCCGAACAUAUCGGUAGCAUCAUGGAGGUAUACGUCGACAAUAUGUUGGUAAAAAGCCGGACGGCAGAAGAGUACCUACACAACUUGGCCCUUAUAUUUGGUAUACUUAAGGACUACCGAAUGAGGCUAAACCCAACAAAGUGCGCCUUCGGCGUAUCUUCCGGUAAGUUUCUAGGCUUCAUGAUCAGUUAG